AUGGGUAACUUGAAAUCUACCGGAGCGUUCAGUGAUGAAUCGAAAUAUAAAUACGAAGCACCCGGACCAAAUGACUCGCGUUCAUCAUGUCCUGCAUUGAACACUCUUGCCAAUCAUGGUUACUUGCCACGAGAUGGCAAUAACAUUACGCCCGAAGUUCUGCAGCGUGCAGCGCAGGAGAAAAUCGGUUUGAGUUGGUUGACUGCGAAAAUUAUUAUUCGUCAAGCCUACAAGACUGUGGGCAAGAAUGGUGUGCUCUCACUUUCCGAUCUGUCUUACCAUGCACCCGAAAGUAUGGAACAUGAUGGGUCGCUUAGUAGAGUUGAUGCAGCUCUAUCGAACAAUCAACAAGGCAAAUUUAAUCAAGAGCGUUUCAACAAACUUGUAUCGUUUUCCAAAGAUGGAGAAUUCUUAACUACGGAAGAUGUGGCUGCUGCACGCUUAUAUUUCAAAGCAGACAGCCAAGCAAACAAUCCGCAAUACUUGUGGAACAAUGAUGCUGAGGCGGCAAUAUGGACAGAAGCCUCUAUUCUCCUACACAUCUUAGUCAAACGCGGACGAAUCAGUAUCGAGGAUGCAAAAUUAUUUUUCGAAGAAGAAACAUUUCCUCAUGGUUGGCAAAAGUACCCUUCGUUUGGUGUGCUUGAAUUGCGAUCAGCUACGAAAGCGUUGAAAAAUGCAGCACGUGAAUUAGAAGAACGCCAAUAA
This is a messenger RNA of Didymodactylos carnosus, 708 nucleotides long. The record is from the annotation of a GenBank genome assembly. Lineage: Eukaryota; Metazoa; Rotifera; Eurotatoria; Philodinida; Philodinidae.